CCCCGCGUGCCGGACCAGCCCAGCGCCGCCAAUCUGCGGCCCACGGGACGGGCGCCGGCGCGGGGCGCCGUCCCGGCGGGGGCUCGCUACAAGCGCAGCUCUGACGUCUGGCCUCGGGCCCCACCAGCUAAGCGGAGGCCCCGCAGUGGCAGCCGGGUUUCUGUUCCCUGUGCGGCAGCUGCGGAGGUGUUAUGGGGGUCAGCUGCGCGGCGGGGCCCCAGGUGACCCCAUUCCUGGCUCCGGGUUGGGCCGCAGCCUGCGUGAGCCCCGACCUGCUGUUUCUGGGAACUGUCACCUCAGCUCUCAGGGGAAGGGCGCUUUCUGUGCUCAGUUGUUAAAUGCGUUAUCUCAUUCUCAACAGCCACACAUUUUACAGUUGAGGAAAGCGAGGCCUACGGCCACAGAGCUGGUGAUGUAAUUGUUAUCAUGUGGAGGUGAGGUGCUGAGGCCUUACAGCCAGACACACCUGGGUUCACAUCUGCUGUUCCACAGACCCGUGUGACCUUGGGCGCACCUGGUUCCCUCCCGGAGCCUCCGGUGGGAUGGUGGUGCCUACCCCCCAGGGCUGCUGUGAGGAUUGGGUUGAAUGGUUCAGGGAGCUCAGUAAGGAACCGCUAUUAUUACUGUUGUUGCUGUUGGUAAGUGGCCCUUUUUCUGCCACCGAGGGAGCUGGUGGUACUGGGUCAGGGCUGUCUGCUCAAUCCCAGCCUGCUGGCGCAGAAGGGGAAGCUGCUUCCCACGGUGAGACUGUUCCUGUCUGUGCAUGUCUGUCUCUGUGCCCAUGGAAGGCCACACCCAACCCAGCUGUACCAGCAUGUGCCGGAGUCACGCUGGCCCAUCGUGUACUCACCGCGCUACAACAUAACCUUCCUGGGCCUGGAGAAGCUGCACCCCUUUGAUGCAGGAAAAUGGGGCAAAGUGAUCAGCUUCCUAAAAGGUGGAGGGAGAAUCGAGCAGAAGAGCUUUUUCUCACCUUGAGAGUCAGCGUUAAUAACCCGUGUGCUACCUGCCUCUAGAAGAAGAGAAACUUCUAUCAGACAGCAUGCUGGUGGAGGCACGGGAGGCCUCGGACGAAGACCUGCUGGUGGUGCACACGAGACGCUAUCUCAACGAGCUGAAGGUGCCACAGGAGAGUGAUGUGGGGUCCGGUGCCCCAGACGCUCAGUGGUCCUUUGCUGUCGCAACCAUCACAGAAAUCCCCCCUGUCAUCUUCCUGCCCAACUUCCUGGUACAGAGGAAGGUGCUGAAGCCCCUCCGGACCCAGACGGGAGGAACCAUAAUGGCGGGGAAGCUGGCCGUGGAGCGAGGCUGGGCUAUCAACAUAGGCGGCGGCUUCCACCACUGCUCCAGCGACCGGGGCGGGGGCUUCUGCGCCUACGCAGACAUCACGCUCGCCAUCAAGUUUCUGUUUGAGCGAGUGGAGGGUGUCUCCAGAGCCACCAUCGUUGAUCUCGAUGCCCAUCAGGGCAAUGGGCACGAGCGGGACUUCAUGGGCGACAAGCGCGUGUACAUCAUGGACGUCUACAACCGCCACAUCUACCCCGGGGACCGCUUUGCCAAGCAGGCCAUCAGGCGGAAGGUGGAGCUGGAGUGGGGCACGGAGGAUGAUGAGUACCUGAGGAAGGUGGAGAGGAACCUGGAGAAAGCCCUCCAGGAGCAUCAGCCCGAUGUGGUGGUGUACAACGCAGGCACUGACGUCCUUGAGGGGGACCGCCUCGGGGGGCUGUCCAUCAGUCCGCAGGGUGUCGUGAAGCGGGAUGAGCUGGUGUUCCGGCUGGUCCGAGGCCACCAGGUGCCCAUCCUCAUGGUGACCUCGGGCGGGUACCAGAAGCGUACAGCCCGCAUCAUUGCCGACUCCAUCCUUAAUUUGUAUGGCCAGGGGCUCAUCGGGCCCCAGCCAGCCAACGUCUCAGCACAGAACUCAGACACACCCCUGCUGCCCCUGGAGGUGCCCUGACGACACUGCCCUCUGAGUGGCUCCCUGCCUGCCGCCCACCCGCCCGCCCGCCCGCCCACCUGCCCCUCAGUGCUUCUCCUUUUCCAAAUGAGGGGGGGGACCUCGCGCGCAGCUGCACUCUCCGCACUGGGUGUCGCGGUCUCCGGGCCAUUCUGCGGGUGGGGGCAGAGGGCAGGGCCUGAGUCCCAGAAAGACCCACACGGUCACGGUCACGGCCUGACCAGGCGGCAGUUCUCCCAGGAGGGAGGAGGGCAGUUGAAGCUCCCAGGUGCAGGGAGGGCCCCCAGGGGUGGGGUGUUCUGGUUUUCAAAACAGUGCGACCGUUUCAGACCAAGGAAGCUUCCAUCUCUUCCACAGUUGGGCCCCCUCCCUCCUCUUCUGCACCCUCUCCUCCUCCCUUCAGGGGUGGGAGACCUGAGGGGGGGCUGGAGCCAGGCGUCUGGGGUCCCUGGAUUCCCAGCCAGCAGGCAGGGGCCCUGGUCCUGGAUGUGAGGGGGCGGCAGGGAAGGGGAUGCAGGUGGGUUUUCCCAUCUGGCUUCUCCUUUAAUAAAGCGAGGUCUGGACCUGCUGUCCGAGAGCCCCUCCCUGGUGGGGAGGGGAGGGGAGGCCUGAGGAGCCCCAAACCCCUGCUUCAGCAGCAUCUUGCCCGUCCAGGGAGGGCGCCGGGUUUGGGGGAAAGAACUGUUGACUCAGGGACAGGCCUUAGCUCUGGAGGCUUGAGGGACAGAGGAAGGUGAGGCCUGGACCAGGUAAUCGGGGAGGGACAGGUGGCCAAGCUGGGUCCCACAGGCCCCGAGGCCCAGGUGGGGACUGAGGCGCUGGUGAGGCCAGGCUGGUGUUGCUGGAGGGGAGCAGAGGGUCUCCAUCCUGGCCUGCAGGUUGUACGCGUAGGGGGCUGGGGCGGGGCCCCGGCGGGGGCUGCAGCCUCCACUGGGCUCAUCCAAAAUGCCAGGCCCUGGUGUGCACUGCCCGGGGGGGCCCUGACCUUGUCGUCAGCUCUACUCUGGAGGGGAUGCUCAGGACCCCACAGGAAGCGGGGGGUAGGGGGGAGCGUCCACUGCUCCAUUGCCUGGGUGUGUUCUUAGUGGUCAAAGCGGGUGGGGAGGGAAAGAGGGCCGUCCCUGAUCAACCCCCCCACGGGACUUGUGCUCAUUGCCAUCUGGGGGUCUCCUGAAUUCUCCUACCUUCUCCCUCACACCCCUCUCGCCGCUCCCUCUGCUGGAGGGGGCGGGGCAGUAAGGGUUCCAAGAUCACCAAGUGUCAAACACGCUGAACUCCUUAGGCUUGGACGCCGCACCCGCCCUGCCCCGCCCCACCCCGUCCCUGCCCCGCCCCUGCCCUUGGUCCCUGCAUCGGACUCGAGGCACCUAACACCACUUCACCUCCGACACGGCCUGCAGCCUUGGGGGGCAGGCGGUGACAGGCUUGUCACCACGGAGCCUCUGCUCCAGAGAACCAUAAAGGCUCUUUUGAUCCGA
Molecule: messenger RNA, 3435 nt
Organism: Aethalodelphis obliquidens (Pacific white-sided dolphin)
Lineage: Eukaryota; Metazoa; Chordata; Mammalia; Artiodactyla; Delphinidae
Gene: HDAC11
Product: histone deacetylase 11
Exons: 11
Coding region: 1043-1957 (304 amino acids)
Biological process (GO): epigenetic regulation of gene expression
Cellular component (GO): histone deacetylase complex
Molecular function (GO): histone deacetylase activity
Source: RefSeq, a predicted model, not a curated record